Molecule: messenger RNA, 1381 nt
Organism: Corylus avellana
Lineage: Eukaryota; Viridiplantae; Streptophyta; Magnoliopsida; Fagales; Betulaceae
Product: GDSL esterase/lipase 1-like
Biological process (GO): lipid metabolic process
Molecular function (GO): lipase activity
Source: RefSeq, a predicted model, not a curated record
UUUCCCUUUUCACCAGUAUAACGCAGCCCCCAACGAGAACAAAAUGGAAACGCCCACAACCACAAAGCUAUACGCCUUGUGUUCUCUGCUACUGGCUUUCCUCUUCCCUAUCUCCAACUCCGUUCAGUUGGAUGGCGGUAAACUCUGCCUGCCGGAAAAACAAACUUCCUUAUUCAUCUUUGGGGAUUCGAUCUUCGAUGCUGGAAACAAUAAUUACAUCAACGUAACUAACGGUUUCCAGGCAAAUUUUGAGCCGUACGGUGAAACUUUCUUUAAGUACCCCACCGGUAGAUUUUCCGAUGGCCGUCUGAUCUCAGAUUUCAUUGCUGAGUAUGCAAAGUUACCGUUAAUUACACCAUAUCUACAUCCUGGUUAUCAUAGUUAUAUUGAUGGGGCAAAUUUCGCAUCAGCUGGAGCUGGUGCUCUUGUUGAAACUCUACAAGGAUCGGUGAUAGACCUUACGACUCAACUAAGUGUUUUCAAGAACUUAACGAGCCUGUUUAGAAAAAAAUUGGGUGAUGCAGAAACCAAGACAUUUUUAGGAAGAGCAGUUUACUUAAUUGACAUUGGAAGCAAUGAUUAUUCAAUCCCUUUCACUACGAACUCCAGCAUGCUUCAGUCCAUUUCUCAACAAGAAUUUGUAGAUAUGGUGAUCGGCAACUUGACUAUUGUGAUCAAAGAAAUAUACAAGGAAGGAGGAAGGAAAUUCGGGUUUCUGAGCCUGCCGCCAUUGGGUUGUGUACCAUUCACGAGAGCACUAAAACCAGGAAAUACAGGUGCAUGCUUUGAGGAAAUAACAGCACUAGCAAAACUGCAUAAUGCAGCAUUUCUUAAAGUCCUCCAGACGCUAGAGCGUCAGCUCAAUGGAUUCAGAUAUUCAAUAGCCGAUGUGUACACUGCUUUUAGUGAAAGAAUAAAUAACCCUUCAAAAUAUGGGUUCAAGGAAGGAAAGACUGCAUGUUGUGGAAGUGGCCCAUACAGAGGAAUACUGAGUUGUGGAGGAAAGAGGUCAGUGAAAGAGUAUGAAUUAUGUGAGAAUGCUAGUGAAUAUGUCUUUUUUGACUCUGCUCAUCUGUCUGAAAGGGCCAACCAGCAAGUUGCCAAGCUAAUGUGGAGUGGAACUUCCAAUAUUACUACAUCGUACAAUCUCAAAGCUCUGUUUGAACUUUGAACAAUGUAAGAUUUGAUAAAGAACAAGGGAAUCAUAAAUAUUAUCAUAAUAAAUAAAAAUAUAUAAAAAUAAAAUAAAGAAAAGAGGAAGAAAUUAAAAGGUAUGAUACUGGUUCACACCAAACAACCAAAUUUAAUAAAUAUGUUGUGUAAUUCAAAUCCUCUCGUCUUACUCUCAACAUUUGGAAUGUACACUGAAUGAUUGGCUUUA